UCUUGAUCUGUGUGAAAACGAAGCGGUACAAAUGAUAAUGCUGCAGGAUUUCAUAAUUGUAUCCUUCUCAGCAGCAGCACUGCAGGUGCUCUCCAUGUCCAAAAUGUGCGUAAGCCAGGUCCUUAGUCAACUUAAAGUUGUGCACAUUUUUUUGCUGAGUUUUCUUUCAUAAAUCCCAACGUUUGCGUGGAAAGUUGCUUACGCAGUUUUCCACCCCUGUUUUGUGCGUAAGCAAGCUUGAUAAAUGUUUAUGUAUUUAGCAGACGCUUUUGUCCAAAGCGACUUACAAGUGAUAAUCGGCAUGUUGCCCUUGAGGCUAACAACAACAAUAACAACAACAUCUUGACAUCAGUCAUGGAGAGUAGGGAACAAGUAGUGGACAGUAGAGAGGGGGACGGGUGCAGGCAGGGUGCUAGUUUAGAAGAUGCUCUCUGAAGAGCAGGGUCUUCAAGAGUUUCUUGAAAAUUGAGAAAGAAGCCGCUGUUCUGGUAGUGCUUGGUAGGUCAUUCCACAUUUGUGGAACGAUGCAUGAGAAUAGUCUGGAUUGUCCUGAGCGUGGUGUAGGCACUGCUAGCCGACGAUCCUGUGAUGACCGGAGCGGCCGGGCCGAGACGUAAGCCUUUGCAAGAGGAUUCAGGUAGAUGGGAGCCGUACCAUCUCGGACUUUGUAUGCUAGUGUUAGCAAUUUGAAUUUGAUGCGUGCUGCUAGCGGUAGCCAGUGGAGCUCAAUGAACAGAGGGGUGACAUGUGCUCUUUUAGGUUGAUUGAAGACCAGAUGCACUGCUGCGUUCUGGACCAUUUGAAGAGGUCUCACAGUACAGGCUGGAAGACCAGUUAGAAGGGCAUAGCAGUAAUCGAGAUGGGAGAUGACAGUAGAUUGCACCAAGAGCUGGGUGGCAUGUUGUGUUAGGCAUGGUCUGAUCUUUCGUAUGUUAUACAGCGCAAAGCGGCAUGAACGGGCAACAGAUGCAACAUGAUCUUUAAAGGUCAGGUGUUCAUCAAUCACAACACCCAGAUUUCGAACUGCCUUUGAAGGAGCCAGAGAUAGGAAGUCAUUCUGGAUUGAGAUGUGCUGUAUGGAUGGUUUUGCUGGGAUGACAAGUAAUUCAGUUUAAGAGAGAUUGAUUUGGAGAUGGUGGGAUUUCAUCCAUUUUGAUAUGUCAGAGAGACAGUUUGAUAUUCGUGCAGAGACAGUGUGGUCGUCCGGUGGAAAUGACAGAUAGAGCUGGGUGUCGUCUGCAUAGCAGUGGUAGGAGAAUCCAUGUGAUUGAAUGAUCUCACCCAGUGAGGUGGUGCAUAUGUCAAAGAGAAGAGGUCCUAGUACAGAGCCCUGGAGGACUCCUGUGGCAAGAUGGUGUACGGUAGAGGAUUGUCCAAGCCAAGAUACACUGAAUGUUCGUCCUGGGAGGUACGAUUCAAACCAGGCGUAUGCUUUCUCUGUGAUGCCCAUGGUAGAGAGUGUGGACAAAAGGAAGCCAUGGUCGACAGUGUCAAUUGCAGCUGAUAAGUCGAGCAGGAUAAGCACUGAGGAUUUGGCAGUCACUCAAGCUUCUUUUAAGGAUUCAGUCACUGCUAACAGAGCAGUUUCAGUGGAGUGGCCCUUUUUGAACCCAGAUUGAUAAGGGUCAAGCAGACAGUUUUGUGAGAGGUAUUCUGUGAUCUGCUUGAAUGCCACCCUUUCAAUGAUUUUGGACAGAAAAGGGAGGAGAGAGAUAGGUCGGUAGUUCUCCACAUGAUUAGGAGGAAGAGAUGUUUUCUUUUAGCAACGGUUUAACCUGAGCAUGCUUGAGAGAGAUGGGAAAUGUACCGGAUGUCAGUGAAGCGUUGAUCAAAUGUGUGACUGCUGCGGCUACUGUAGGAGCAAUAGCUUGGAGCAGCUUAGUCGGAAUGGGGUCAAGUGGGCAUGUAGUAGGGCGGCUGCACGUGAGAAGCUUGGACACACAGUUCUCAGUGACAGGGGAAAAAGAGGAAAAUGAAGCAGUAGGGCCUGAGAUGGUUGGGCUUGAAGGAGUUUGUGGUAGUGAAUGUUCAGGAGUGGCCAGUUGAGUAAACUGUUUGCUUAUAGCUGCCACUUUGUCAGUGAAGAAUGAGGCAAAGGUUUUAGCUGAUAGAUUGUUGGUAGGAGGUGGAGAUGGAGGGGCGAGCAGAGUUUUGAAUGUUGAAAAUAGUUUCUGAGAGUCAGUAGAGCUGAGAAUUUUGUCAGGAUAGAAAGUUUUCUUUGCAUCAGUGAUGCUGGCAGAGAAUGAGGACAGUAAUUCCUGAAAUUUCAAUAGAUCACCAGGAUCUCUUGUUUUGCGCCAUUUCCGUUCCGCAGCUCUAAGAUUGGUGCGUAGAGACCGGACGGUAUCAUUUAGCCAAGGGUGCGACUGAGAGGAUCUAGCAGGUCUAGUGGCUAAAGGGAACAAGUUAUCAAGACAAGAGCAGAGUGUGGAGCAGAGUGACUCGGUGGCUUCAUUCACUUCAUAAGCAGAGAAUGUGCUGGGAGAUGGAAGUGUGGAGGCAACAAGAGAGGAGAAGUAGUUGGGUGCCAGAUUGCGGAGGUUGCGGCGGAAUGAGACCGUUGGGGAGGAAGCAGUGGACCCCCUUGUAGAGUCAUGCUGAAAUGGAUGAAGUAAUGAUCCGAAAGAUGCAUCGGUGGGACAGAGAUUGUGUCUAUGGCACAGUUUCUGGUGAAAAUGAGGUCGAGUGCUUUUCCAGCUUUGUGAGUUGGAGGGCUUUGUACUAGUUUUAGAUGGAAUGAUGACAUUAGUGACAGGAAGCCUGAUGAGCUGGGAUUGUCCAGGUGAAUAUUCAUGUCUCCAAGGACCAUUGUGGGACAGUCGUGCUCGGAAAUGGAGGAGAGCAGGGUGUCGAGUUCAUCAAGAAAGUCUCUGAAGUGACCUGGUUGGCGAUAUAUGACAACCAAAAAGAAUUUUUUCGGUACAGUUACCUGGAUGGCAUGGUAUUCAAAGGAGUUGUAUUUAGUGAUUGGUAGCAACUGACUGUAUAUCCAUUUGUUGGAAAUUAACAUGCCCGUUCCACCACCUCGGCCAGAUGCAUGAGAAGUGUGAGAAAGUGUGGUUAACUGAGAGAGCAGAUGGGGUAGCAUUGUCACAUGGUUUGAUCCAGGUCUCAGUGAGAGCCAGUGCAUCGAGUGACAGGUGGUUUGCAUAUGCGGUAAUGAAGUCAGCUUUGUUUACAGCUGAUUGGCCGUUCCACAGUCCCAUGGACAGGUGGAUGUCUUCGGGGAGAGUUGGUUUUAUCGAGCGGAGGUUUUGAAGGUUGCGAAAGCGGUUUGCUGUGUGUGACCUUCCUCUGAUGCUAGUGAUCACAGGUAUAGGAUAAUGGCACAUUUUGCUAGGUGUUGAUGGAGCAGCGUCUGGGUCAAGUUUGUUUGCUCUGUGGACACGCGCAGGUAGACACGUAUGUCUUUACCCCGGAGUGUAUUCACACCGGAGGGGCUGAGACACAAGGUCUGACGCUUCAGUUAUGCCACCAAACUUAUGCUGUGCUACUAGUUGGAAACAGGUGUUCAUGCAGCACCUGACUGCAAUGUUUGAGACCUAGAUCACCUGAUGAGUGCUUUCAGGGAGGGCAGAAACAGCUCGUUUACAGCCUCUGAUUGCACUUAUUGUUUUCAACUGGCCCAAACCGGAGCUACUAGACAACAGGAUAACCCACAGAUGAGUUUCCUUCUCUUUUCCCAAUGGAAGAUAGUGCAAAGCAAAAGUUUAAGAAGACAAAAACUGGCACAGGGUAUCCGCGGGUCCUUAAAAAGUCUUAAAUUAGCUUUUCCAAAUUUAAGGCCUUAAAAGUCCUUAAAAAUGACAAAUAAUCCUUAAAUACAGUUUCCAAAGGUCUUACAUUACCAAAGACCCAAUAAACAAGAUUCUUUUAUUCUAUAAAAUGUUCGUGAAUUUCUAGUUAGUGUUCAGCUUUUUUUGUGUGUGAUAUUGGCGUAAGCGGAAACGUACACAUUCAGUUGGUUGUGGAAAGGUGGGGGGGGCUAUUUUUAGAUGAGCACAUUAGCUGUUUAAGCUAGCGGGAGCUUGCGCCAUGGGGAAGUGCAAGUUUAAUGUUAACUGGAUGGCUAAUCCCACGUUCGCGACGUGGUUAGCGCCGGUUCCGGGCAAUAACUGCGAGGCCCGCUGUACUCUGUGCAAAAAGCUCUUUAAACUCGGUUCCAUGGGAGUUAAAGCUGUGGAGUCGCAUAUGCACAGCGAGAAGCACAAAGCCGCAGCCAAAACCCGCGAACAGACGAAUGCGAUUUCUCAGUUCUGCACCGUGUCACCGGUUUCCCCGGCUUCAGAAUCUCCGAACUCAGCAGCGACUGCAUCAGCAUCGGACCUCAGGGGGAUUUUUGGAUCCACUGCAACUCUUCAGGCAGAGGUACUGUGGUGCCUGCACAGCGUAACAAGACACCAAUCCUACGGCGCUAAUGAGGGAGUCGGAGAUAUAUUUAGAGCUAUGUUUCCCGACUCAGAAAUUGCUAAAAACUUUACGUGUGGUAAAGACAAAACCGCAUAUGUAGUCAUAUUUGGUUUGGCUCCCCACAUCAUCAAACUCCUUAUGGCCGAUGUCAACAGAGGCAGUUUUACUUUGAUGUUUGAUGAAACCCUCAACCAGAUGACCAAAACAAAGCAAAUGGAUCUGCAUGUUCGUUACUGGAAAGAGGAUCGAGUCCAGUCCAGGUACCUAGGAUCACAGUUCAUGGGCCAUGGAACAGCUAAGGAUUUACUACACCACUUUAAAGAAUGCUCUCAGCAGCUGGAUUUGAAAAAGCUGCUUUCAGUCUCCAUGGAUGGGCCAAAUGUAAACUGGAAGUUUUUGGAGUUGCUUCAAGAAGAACUGCGUGAGCAGUAUGAGGGGAGACAGCUGAUUGUGGUUGGGAGCUGUGGCCUUCACACUCUACAUAAUGCCUGCAAAAGUGGUUUCUCUGUGUGGCAGCUAGAGAAAGUUUUGAAAGCCAUGCAUGUUCUCUUCCAUAAUGUGCCAGCUAGGAGAGAGGACUUCAUAACUUUGACAGCUUCUGCAAAGUUUCCACUUGCAUUCUGUAGCCACCGAUGGCUUGAAAACUUACCAGUAGCAGAGAGAGCCUUGGAGUGAGGUCCACGUGGCAGGGGUGAGGUGGUGCUCACUUCUCACCCCUGCCACAUGGACCCAAGGGAUAAACAAUCAACCCUGCUCAAUGGUCAACUUUCCUUGCGGGGUCACACCCAUUAGGAUAGUGGGAGGGUUAAUUCAAUAGUGAUGAAUAUUGUUGGCUGUUAUAAUGGGUAACUUGGUCUUAUUACAUUCCAUUCUGUCAGGAACUUCAGCAACAAAAAAAAGAUAGGGGAGCUUACUGUCCUGGAGUUCAGGAAAGACUGCAUCAAGAUGCUGUCCACCAUCAUUCAGAAAGUGCAAGACAAGAGUCUAUUAAAGUACCCCCCUGUUAGGCAGGUUGCCUGUUUGGAUCCCAGGAGAAUGUAUUCUGACCCAGACUGGUGCCAGAAAAACAUGACUAACCUGGUGCAGAGGUUUCUGCAAAACCAGCAGUUAUCAGGAGGUGUCUCUGCUGGUAGGAGAGAAUACAGCAGUUCAGUUUGUUUAUGUAAAAAUAUAUGAAGAAAAUUAAUUUUGCAGAUACAUGUUAAAUAUAUCAGACAUAAGGUGCAAUCAGUCUCACAAAAACUCUUGCUUGCAGCUUUAAUGUAUACAAUCAAAAUACAUCAAGUCAUUUUUUUAUCACUGUGUUUUUUUUUGCAGGUGAUGUAAUUGUCCAGCAGUUUACUGAGGUCUUAUCAGUUGGAGCGAGAAGUGAGACCUUUCUCUCCUACAGACCCACAGAGUGUAGACUGGAUGUAUUUCUCAAUGGCGUCCUGAGCCAAUGCUAUCAGGAGCUAUUGGAGUUUAGCAAGAAACUACUACUUCUGUCCCAUGGACAAGCAACAGUAGAGAGAGGAUUCUCUGUAAACAAAGAGGUGGAGACCUACAAUAUGCAGGAAGACACAAUGAUUGCUCAGCGACUGGUCUGUGAUUAUGUCACUGUCUCUG
This is a messenger RNA of Nothobranchius furzeri (turquoise killifish), 6015 nucleotides long. RefSeq lists its product as uncharacterized. Lineage: Eukaryota; Metazoa; Chordata; Actinopteri; Cyprinodontiformes; Nothobranchiidae. The record is from RefSeq and is a predicted model, not a curated record.